ACCAUAGCUCACUUGGCCAAAUAUCAACCAUCCACAUCGCAUCAUAAAUUGAACGAUUCGGAGUCCGUGACAAUCAAAUUUCAAUCUUCGAAUAUCUUUGCGAUCUCGACACUUCAUCAUGAGUAAAGCACAUCCACCAGAACUUAAGAAGUUCAUGGACAAGAGAUUGUCAUUAAAAUUGAAUGGCAACCGUAGAGUGACCGGAGUCCUUCGAGGAUUUGACCCCUUCAUGAACCUUGUAAUCGAUGAAGCAACAGAAGAUAUCUCAACUACACAGAAGAAUGACAUCGGCAUGGUGGUUGUGAGAGGAAAUAGUAUCAUCCUUCUCGAAGCCCUAGACAGAGUCUUAUAGCGAUAGACAUCCAAAGAUCGGACUAGAAGUCACUCAUCAGUUCCAUUGACUAGUACCCGAUUGGAAAGUUGGAAGAGGAUACCACUUGUGCAGUCAACAUUUGAACUUCACUAAUUCAACAAGAUUAACCAGAAAUAACUCUCAACCAUAUCGUGAACAUCAAAGCUGUUGUCUGUCGAAAUUCAGAUGUUAAUUCCACAAUCAUGUGAUUUUUUGGAGACAAUCAAACAAAGAAUCGAAUGAACAGAAGUCCAACUGUAAAUAAACGUGUAAAUAGAUUUGUGUCAUUGAUGGAGAUAUGUUUCUUAUUGUAAGAUGUAACUUAGUUCAUGGGGUUGGGCAGGGAGGUUUUUGAUAGAUUUUGUGAACACAUUACUGUAUUUAUAUUCUGGCACAAUGAUGGUUUUACAGAGAAAGCAGGAUAUUUGGAUAUUUCUUUUAAAAAUUGCACUCGAUGCUCUGUCUGUAAAAGAUUUAGUUUUCUUGGAAAUAUACAGAGAA
Strongylocentrotus purpuratus (purple sea urchin) is the source of this 853-nucleotide messenger RNA. It is a transcript of the gene snrpg, whose product is annotated as small nuclear ribonucleoprotein G. Lineage: Eukaryota; Metazoa; Echinodermata; Echinoidea; Camarodonta; Strongylocentrotidae. The transcript is spliced from 4 exons. Gene Ontology annotation, molecular function: RNA binding. The record is from RefSeq and is a predicted model, not a curated record. Gene Ontology annotation, biological process: spliceosomal snRNP assembly; mRNA splicing, via spliceosome. Gene Ontology annotation, cellular component: U4 snRNP; catalytic step 2 spliceosome; precatalytic spliceosome. The coding region runs from base 119 to 352 and encodes 77 amino acids.